AUGGUCAAUACUCGCAGCAGAUCAUACGAAAUGGAUACCUCACCAAACUCAUCAAUAACUCUGGAAUUUUUGUAUUGCGAAAUCCAGAGUUUGAAGACAUCGAUUCAAUCUUCUAAGGCGGACAUAUUUAAAGUGAUAAGCGAUACCAAAGAUGAAAUCAUCGAAAACUUACAAACGGAAAACGAACUAUUAAAAAAAUCAAUAACCAAAUUAAAAAAUGAAGUUUAUGAGAAAGACUGUUUGGUAACGGAUAUCGAAAAAUAUUUAUGCGAACUACAGCAAUAUGUUCGGAGGAACAAUAUGGAGAUUACAGGGAUCCCUGAAGACAUUCCUGAUGAUCUAUUAGAGGCGAAAGUCAUAGAGAUAGGACAUGCGAUGGAUAUUACAAUUAACGAAACCGAUUUUGAGGCAUGCCACCGUUUACCUAAAGGUAAACAUGCGAAAGCAUCUGACCCGCGGAGAACAAUAGUAAGGUUUGUAAAUAGAAAGGUGGUGGAAAAAAUGCACAGAAAUAAAAAAAUCCUUAGAACUGAGAAACAUCGACUGGAAAAUAUUGGACUCGACCCGCGCAAGAUUUAUUUAAACAAUAACCUGUGUCCCUACUAUCGGAUGCUAUGGGGCGAAUGUAAAUCCCUCUACAAGGAUGGUAAAAUUUCCAGUUUCUGGAUCUACAACGGAACGGUUCGGAUAAAAAAAGGAGAAAACUCAGCCGCAGAAAAAAUCUUGCAUUAUGAUGACCUUGAAUAUUUAAAAGUUGAUGUUGAUAAAUAAUUCUAUAUUAUUUUUUUAUAUUUUGAAGAAUUAGUUUUUUUCCUCGGGGCCGUUUUCGGACCCCGUUACUUUCGCGUUAAUU
Hydractinia symbiolongicarpus is the source of this 853-nucleotide messenger RNA. RefSeq lists its product as uncharacterized. The record is from RefSeq and is a predicted model, not a curated record. The transcript has a single exon. Lineage: Eukaryota; Metazoa; Cnidaria; Hydrozoa; Anthoathecata; Hydractiniidae. The coding region runs from base 1 to 771 and encodes 256 amino acids.